AUGAUGGCUUUCAAUUCUUCAAGAGCUUUUCUUUCGACUCCGCAGGCCGAUGAUAGCCGCUCAGAUCCUCCGAACCUUGAGGAGCAAACGACGCAUAAGGCCAGCACAUCUCACCCACACUGGUAUUGGGGAACCCACAGUACGAACGGCCAUUCAAUGUCAUUCUUCACGAACUCACUGAAAAAUACUGUCUCGGCAAUACUACUACGCGCCUCACCUAAUGACUGGACUCGCCAGUAUGCAGAUACAGAUCGGUAUACGGGCAGUACAGAGUCGCACUCGAUUAAUUCUCAGCGUUCCUUCGGCCAGGAACAAACAAGCAAGGAACGCGAUGGUUUCUCAGCAGAAUCACUGCCAUGCAGUCCCGUGGAUCACGAGCAAUUGACUGAUUCUCUACAACGAACACUGCACGAACAAAAUGCAUAUCACCCUACUGGAUCAUACGAAGACCUUUGUCAAUCUGAUUACAUAUAUGAUGUCAUGAUUUUGACACCCCGAAGAUCCAGGAUUCGAAGGCGUAUGGUGAUUGAUUUCGAAACAGAGAUCAACAUCAUGAGCGAGGCGGUAUACAAAAAGUUAGAUACUCAUAUAGAAAGCUUUACAGGAAAUGAUAUCACGUGGUGGAAUCAGUCUACUGUUCGGCCAUUGGGAAAGUGCAGCGCAAGCUGGACUAUUUGUGGCCGAGAGAGGUUGUACUACGCAGAGUUUCUGGUAGUUGGAAAUACUCAGUUUGACGUCCUCCUUGGAAGGGAAUCAGUUCGACAGCUUGGCUUAUACAGAGCUGAUCCGUGGGUUGCGACCAGGCUACGAUCCUCGAACAAGCAAUGA
Molecule: messenger RNA, 828 nt
Organism: Aspergillus melleus
Lineage: Eukaryota; Fungi; Ascomycota; Eurotiomycetes; Eurotiales; Aspergillaceae
Exons: 2
Coding region: 1-828 (275 amino acids)
Source: RefSeq, a predicted model, not a curated record